Otolemur garnettii (small-eared galago) is the source of this 1303-nucleotide messenger RNA. RefSeq names its product N-acetyltransferase 14 (putative) (gene NAT14). The record is from RefSeq and is a predicted model, not a curated record. The transcript has 3 exons. The coding region runs from base 74 to 694 and encodes 206 amino acids. Gene Ontology annotation, molecular function: N-acetyltransferase activity. NCBI's taxonomy places the organism in Eukaryota, Metazoa, Chordata, Mammalia, Primates, Galagidae.
AAGCCACCCGCAGAGGGUUUGGCAGCAGGUGCACCACGCCAGCUCCCUUUUGGGGGGCGGGGCGGGGGCUGCCAUGGCCCCCAGCCACUUGUCGGUGCGAGAGAUGAGGGAAGAUGAGAAGCCUCUGGUGCUAGAGAUGUUGAAGGCUGGCGUGAAGGACACGGACAACCGUGUGGCCCUCCAUGCUCUGACACGGCCGCCAGCCCUGCUUCUCCUGGCAGCAGCCAGCAGUGGCUUGCGCUUCAUUCUGGCCUCCUUCGCCCUGGCCCUCCUCCUGCCUGUGUUCCUGGCCGUGGUGGCUGUGAAGCUGGGCCUGCGGGCCCGGUGGGGCUCUCUGCCGCCACCAGGUGGCCUGGGGGGCCCCUGGGUAGCUGUGCUUGGCUCUGGUGAUGUGUGUGGGGUCCUGGCUUUGGCCCCUGGGACGAACAUGGGAGAGGGGGUCCGGGUCACUCGCCUGUCAGUCUCUCGCUGGCACCGCCGCAGGGGCGUGGGCAGGAGGCUGCUGGCCUUUGCGGAGUCCCAGGCUCGAGCCUGGGCUGGGGGGAUGGGUGAGCCCCGGGCCCGGCUUGUGGUCCCAGUGGCUGUGGCCGCUUGGGGGGUGGCAGGGAUGCUGGAGGGCUGUGGUUACCAAGCUGAGGGAGGCUGGGGUUGCAUGGGCUACAUGUUGGUGAGAGAGUUCAGCAAAGACCUAUGAGUGAGCAGUGGGACCACUGAGCUAGGAAAAGGUGUGUCCUUUUCCCCACAGCCCUCUGGAAGGGAAGCCAGCUUCUGAUGAGCAGGCAGCAUGCCAGGCACUCUCACAGCCCCCCUUGUGGUCAAUCCCCAGCCCAGCUAUGGCCCAGAACUGAGACCUACAGAGGGCAGGAACCUGGUCUCUGUCCUUCCGAAGUGUGCAGUCUGUAGUGUUUGAACUUCUGCAAAGUGGAUUGAAUCCCUUUUCCCUUCAUGGCUGUUGGGGGCCCACCAGAUGUCAGCCUGCCCAGUACCCUACCUCACAUUCUUCCUGCACUGAGAAACCCCCUGUCUGUCUGCAGGGGCUGUGCUGUCUGUGCAUCAGGCCUGGGAGAGGAUUUGGGGAGAGCAAAGAGGCUGAGUUAGGACUUGCACAGGGGGAUCCCUAAGAGGACACAGCCUCCUUGGGACUGGAGCAGGUUGGAUGCUUGUCCUUGGAGGGGUCUAGGUUGACCACAUAAAGACAGCUAGGGGGUGGGCUACUGGGCCUGGGCCUCUCUGGGAGGGUUGGGAGCAGAGAGGGGCAGCCCUGUCCCUCUCUGCACAUCUGUCUGGAUUUUUACACUGUUAA